AGCGACGGUUCUGCCAUAUUGAGCUGCAGACAGGAGGCUGACUGCCGUGCACACAAAUACCUGGUUUAUUUGUCACGACGACUGUUGUUGAAAGCGUAACGGUGUAAUAGAAGAUUACAGACAUUAAACAUGGUGCUGUUGGCUGCAGCAGUGUGCACCAAGGCUGGGAAAGCUCUGGUGUCACGGCAGUUUGUCGAGAUGACCCGGACGCGUGUGGAGGGCCUGCUGGCCGCCUUCCCCAAGCUGAUGAACACGGGCAAGCAGCACACGUUUGUGGAGACGGAGAGCGUGCGCUAUGUGUACCAGCCACUAGAGAAGCUCUAUAUGGUGCUGGUCACCACCAAGAACAGCAACAUCCUGGAGGACCUGGAGACUCUUCGCCUUUUCUCACGCGUAAUUCCGGAGUACUGCCGCGUGCUGGAGGAAGGCGAGAUCUCGGAGCACUGCUUCGACCUCAUCUUCGCCUUUGACGAGAUUGUUGCCCUCGGUUACAGAGAGAACGUCAAUCUGGCACAGAUCCGGACGUUCACCGAGAUGGACUCGCAUGAGGAGAAGGUGUUCCGUGCUGUUCGAGAGACCCAGGAGCGGGAGGCAAAGGCUGAAAUGAGGCGAAAAGCAAAGGAACUGCAGCAGGCACGGCGGGACGCUGAGCGCGGGAAGAAAUCUCCAGGUUUCGGUGGCUUCGGCAGUAGCAGCAGCAGCACAGCCAUCAUCACGGACACACUGGUUGAACCGGAGAAACCCAAACCCGCUCCAGCACCCACCAGGCCUAGCGGUCCCAGCAGAGCCCUCAAACUAGGGGCCAGGGGCAAAGAAGUGGACGAUUUUGUGGAUAAACUGAAAUCAGAGGGUGAGAACAUUAUCCUGGCUGGCACUGGCAAAAAACCCUCCGAGGCCUCCAAAUCUCUGCCUGCUCCUGCUAACACGGAGAGUGUGCACCUGCGGAUAGAGGAAAAGAUCACGCUGACGUGUGGCCGUGAUGGAGGGCUGCAGAACAUGGAGAUCCUGGGCAUGAUCACCCUUCGUGUCUCAGACGAGAAGAGCGGGCGAAUCCGGUUGCUCAUCAACAACAAUGAUAAGAGAGGGGUACAGUUACAGACCCACCCCAAUGUGGAUAAGAAGCUGUUCACAGCAGACUCCUUAAUCGGCCUGAAGAACCCAGAAAAGUCGUUCCCCCUAAACAACGAUGUGGGAGUGCUGAAGUGGAGACUCCAGACCACAGACGAGUCCCUUAUACCACUAACAAUAAACUGCUGGCCAUCAGAAAGUGGAUCUAGCUGUGAUGUUAACAUUGAGUAUGAACUGCAAGAGGAAUCGCUGGAGCUUAACGACGUCGUCAUUUCAAUCCCCCUACCAUCGGGCGUGGGCGCACCCGUGAUUGGUGACCUGGAUGGAGAGUAUCGGCACGACAGCAGACGGAAUAUUCUGGAGUGGUGUCUGCCCGUAGUGGACGUAAAGAACAAGACCGGCAGUCUGGAGUUCAGCAUAGCCGGCCAGCCAAAUGACUUCUUUCCCGUCAACGUAUCGUUCGUCUCCAAAGGGAACUACUGUGACAUUCAGGUCACUAAAGUGUCUCAGGUGGACGGGAACAGUCCGGUACGGUUCUCCAUGGAAACGUCUUUCGUGGUCGACAAGUAUGAAAUACUCUAAGGAAGAAACUCCUCGACCGAAACUCCGAGACCAGCUUCAGAGUACACCAGACCAGUGGACUGACAGUAAUAAACACAGUACGAGCUAGAGAGAGAAAGAUAGAGCAUGAGAAGAGAGAUUUUUUUUUUUUUUCCUUUUUGCCUUCAGCAGUACUUCAACAGGACUUGAACCUUUUCCCCAUUUCCGAAGCGAAACAAAAAAAAACUGGCAGUGUUUUACUUUAUCUUUGUAUAGAAGUAAGUGGAUCUAUGAAGGGACUGGUUUGUGAACAUGAAUGACGCAGCCAAACCGAUUAGUUCCAAACCAUGUGACACUAACUGGAGAAUAAUUUAUAUAAAUCCACCACGUUGUGGUGUUUGGGUUUUUUUUUUUUUUCCCUUCUUCUCGUCUUUCCUUCCCCUUCUGGGUUGUAUAGUUUAGAGGUUUACUGAACAUUAAUCUAAUUUAGCAUUAAGGGUAAAUUAGCCAGUAUCCCCCCCCCCCUUUUUUUUUUGGUCCUGGCAUUCUGCUCCGUCUGAAAUCCCUGCACUGUUGUCUUUUCCUUUCCUCAACUGAACGACCCACCGUUGUCCUAUCUACUCCUUUCUUGCGUCGGCAGGACCAUGUACUAUGAAAUGGACCUCAUUUUACAUGUCUGUGUAUGUGAUCGAUAUCUCUCUCGCUCUCUCUCUUUCCUUCCCUUCUUUCUGCUGGACUUCUUUUUCUUUCUUUUUUUAAAAAAAAAAAACCCUCUAUCUGCUGUGAAGUGGCCUGCCGCACAAGUCUAAGCUUGUAUCUGGUUCAUCUACAUUAUCGCCUUUGCUUUUCCCUGCAAUCUGUAAGCCAGCGGCACGUUGGAUGGCACUGAGGUCAGCUUCGUAAUAAUUCAGUGAGCGUGUUUUUAGGCUUCAUUAUCGAUGAGGCAGUGACGUCCUGACCUUCGGCAACACGCGUGAAAACGGAAUCCGUGCUGGUGUCGCGCCGCAGUACAUCAGUUACAGGGUUUGGAAAUCAUCUGGGGUCAUGCUGACCUGUAACUUAGAAAGAAGAGGGCCUGUAGUUUUGUUGACGGUUUCGUUCUGCCGUCAUGUAACGUUAGAUUUGAAGUGUUCAUAUUAAGUCCUAGAAGGAUUGCAGAAAAACUGGCUUAUUCUUUCAACCUUUGUCGAGUCAGUCGCGAGUUUACAGCAUGCUUGCAAACGCAGGGUGACGUGCUGUGAGCAGAGGUGAGUGUACUGUGUGCGUUUUUCUCCUUUCGUCGUUUCUGACUGUAUUAAGAGCUUGUUAAACGAAUACUUUGGCCAGGAGUAUAAAAUUACACAAAUUCCCCGUUACUUCAAAGCUUGUCCUUUCCUCCUGAGCGAUGAGACUGGUGAUGUCACCUGAUCGCACACUUCCAUUAUUUGUUAGCAAAGAAGCAACCGGAUGCAUCUUCAGUAUUUCAUUUCAUUUCAUUUCAUUUGAGGUAAGCAGUCGUGUAAAUUUCACUCUUGGUUAAAGUGAUCCUUUAAUCACUAGGCCUUUCCAUCAGUUACGACACCCGAAGCUCUGCGUUCAUGCCUUGACUCUCACUAUUGCUCCAAGGGAAAAAGAAAGACGUUCAAGUUUUUGUCUGUUUUGUUAAUCAUAUUGCAGGUGGGAAGUGGAGAAAAAUAUCUAUUUCUUUUUUUGUAACUCUGUAAAAUAAUGAAUAGGGUAAUGAUGAGUAACAUUCCAGUGUAAACUUAUUAAAGAAAUUAUUAAAGUGUAUAAAAUGA
Molecule: messenger RNA, 3386 nt
Organism: Neoarius graeffei (lesser salmon catfish)
Lineage: Eukaryota; Metazoa; Chordata; Actinopteri; Siluriformes; Ariidae
Gene: arcn1a
Product: archain 1a
Exons: 10
Coding region: 130-1650 (506 amino acids)
Biological process (GO): endoplasmic reticulum to Golgi vesicle-mediated transport; Golgi localization; retrograde vesicle-mediated transport, Golgi to endoplasmic reticulum
Cellular component (GO): cytosol; COPI vesicle coat
Source: RefSeq, a predicted model, not a curated record